Molecule: messenger RNA, 1231 nt
Organism: Aphanomyces astaci
Lineage: Eukaryota; Oomycota; Saprolegniomycetes; Saprolegniales; Verrucalvaceae
Product: protein RarD
Exons: 2
Coding region: 64-1110 (348 amino acids)
Cellular component (GO): plasma membrane
Source: RefSeq, a predicted model, not a curated record
GCGACUUGGACAAAAGCUUACAGUUACCAGUUCACCUCGUUCGACACAUUCGGCAAUCGAUUGAUGUACACCAAGGGCGUGGUGCACUCGCUGACGGCGAAUGCGUUCUGGGGUUUGGCUCCGAUCUUUUGGAAGCAGCUGACCAUGGUGCCGUCUGUGCAGAUGCUAGCCCAUCGCAUUGUGUGGUCGUUGCUGCUGCUGGUCGCGAUUUUGGUGGCGACUGGGCAAUGGCCCGAGUUCCGCGCGACGGCGUUUCAACGGCCAGCGUUGGUCACAUACUCGUUCUCUGGGGUACUCAUGGGAGUGAACUUGUUUCUGAGCGUUUGGUCGGUUGUCAACGGGUACAUCGUCGAAAUGAGCUUGGGGUACUUCAUUAGUCCGCUCGUGAACGUCGUGCUGGGCGUGGUGUUCCUGCGCGAGCGACUGCGGGUGUGGCAAACUAUAUCGGUGGGCAUGGCCUUUGCCGGAGUGUUGGUCGUGGCCAUCGCGUACGGUGAGUUUCCGUGGCUAGCACUCACGUUAAGCUCGACGUUUGGGCUGUACGGCCUGGUCAAGAAGAAGGCGCCGCUGCCGGCGUUGCAUGGCAUCGCUAUGGAACUCGGCAUCUUCUUUCUGCCGUCGGUCAUGUACCUAGUGGUGGAAGAGUUUCGUCAUGAAGCGGUCUUCCUGUACAGUGACUGGCAUGUCGCUGUGCUCAUCGUCGCCUCGGCGUUCAUCACAGUCGUGCCAUCGAUCUUUUACUCGUCCGCCGCCCAGUUGAUUCCGCUGACAUUGCUGGGCAUUUUGCAGUACAUUGCACCGAGUUUGCAGUUUCUUGUGGGCGUGAUACUGUACGACGAAGACUUUACCAUGUUCAAACUGGUCGGGUUUGUCUGUGUCUGGACUGGCCUAGUCGUGUUCACCGUUGAAAGCGUGUACAUGCAGCGCCAGACGAAACCACCAAGUAAUGGUGACAACGAUACCGACAGGAUGCCCGUCCUCACGACGACACACGCCGCUGCUGGUAACAUUACUCUGGACACAUCAAUUCAACGUCAUGAUCAUCCGAGUCAUAUAUCUCAAGAAGGCGACUUGUAUCAGCCCUGUGCGACUUCCAAGGCGGCGGCGUGAGAACUCACGUAGAGAAGUUUAUGGGGCGACUUCAACGCUAAAACGUGGUGCUUUACUCCGGAGUAGUAAGUAUUACACUGUCAAAUCAGGCAAAAUAAUACGAACAGCGGUUUUUAUCGCA